AUGACUGCUAUCGAGAGCUUCGAUAACAUCUACUUGGACCUCUCCAAGGAGAGCGGAAAGUGCAGAUUCGCAGAGACCGGUUUCGGAUGGAAGCCCGUGGGCGGCGGCGAUACCUUCACCCUCGAUCAUAACAACAUUGCCUCUGCGCAAUGGAGUCGCGCCGCCAAGGGCUAUGAGAUCAAGAUCGUACAGCGCGCCAAGUCCGGCAUAAUCCAGCUCGAUGGCUUCCAACAAGAAGAUUACGAUCGCCUUGCCAAGGUGUUCAAGAACUGGUACAGCACUGCUCUUGAGAGCAAGGAACACGCUCUGCGAGGCUGGAACUGGGGCAAGGCCGAAUUUUCAAAGUCCGAACUCACAUUCAGCGUCCAAAACCGGCCCGCAUUCGAAUUAGCCUACUCGGAAAUUGGAAACACCAACCUCGCUGGCCGCAAUGAGGUGGCAGUAGAGAUGGCACUCCCUGAUACGGGCGCUAAUGCCCAGCUCGGUGGUGCCAGGUCGAAGGGAUCCAAGGCUGCCGCUGGCCGAGACCAGCUUGUCGAGAUGCGAUUCUACAUUCCUGGUGUUACGACUCGCAAGGAGGCUGAAGGAGAGGACGCAGGCAGUGAUGCCGGUAACGACGAGCAGGAAAAGAAUGCCGCUACUCUGUUUUAUGAGACUUUGAUUGAUAAGGCUGAGAUUGGCGAGACUGCUGGUGAUACUAUCGCCACUUUCCUGGAUGUCCUACAUCUCACGCCCAGAGGCCGUUUCGAUAUCGACAUGUACGAAGCCUCUUUCCGACUCCGAGGCAAAACCUACGACUACAAGAUUCAAUACGAGGCUAUCAAGAAGUUUAUGGUACUACCAAAGCCUGAUGAGGUGCACUACAUGCUUGUCAUGGGUCUGGACCCGCCCCUGCGUCAAGGUCAAACACGAUAUCCCUUCGUUGUGAUGCAGUUUAAGAAGGACGAGGAAGUCACUAUUGACCUCAACUUGAACGAGGACGAGCUUAAGAGCAAGUACCAAGAAAAGCUGGAACCUCAUUACGAGGAACCCCUCCACCAAGUUGUCGCCAAGAUCUUCCGUGGUCUGGGUAACAGGAAGAUUUCAUCCCCUGCCAAGGACUUCAUCACACACCGCAGCCAAUAUGGCAUCAAGUGCUCUAUUAAGGCAAGCGAGGGUUUCCUCUACUGUCUGGAGAAGGCAUUCAUGUUUGUGCCCAAGCCCGCUGUCUACAUCGCCUACGAACAGACACAAUCGGUUACUUUCUCGCGUGUCAGCGGAGCUGUAUCAGCACUGUCGACAUUUGACAUCACAGUUCUUCUAAAGAAUGGUGCCGGCUCGUCCCAGUUCAGCAAUAUCAGCCGUGAGGACCUCAAGGCCCUCGAAAGCUUCUUCAAGCUCAAGGGUCUGCGGGUCAAGAACGAGAUUGACGAGGAUGCCAACCUCCUUGCUGCCGCCCUCGAUCAGCAGAUGGAUGACUCCGAGGACGAAGUUGCCGCCAAGGCUGACCGAGGCUCCGCUGACGAGGAUGAGGAGAGCGUGGACGAGGACUUCCGAACUGAUAGCGAAAGCGAUGUAGCGGAGGAGUACGACAGCGCCCACGAGAGCUCUGGCUCAGGCAGUGACGAGAGCAACGUGGAUGAAGAUGAAGAACGUGAUGAUGACGAUGAGGACGCGGAAGAGGAGCGUCCUAAGAAGAAGAAGAAGACAGGCUAA
Fusarium musae is the source of this 1695-nucleotide messenger RNA. RefSeq names its product FACT complex subunit (gene POB3). Gene Ontology annotation, molecular function: DNA binding; nucleosome binding; histone binding. Lineage: Eukaryota; Fungi; Ascomycota; Sordariomycetes; Hypocreales; Nectriaceae. Bases 1 to 1695 code for a protein of 564 amino acids. The record is from RefSeq and is a predicted model, not a curated record. The transcript is spliced from 4 exons. Gene Ontology annotation, cellular component: FACT complex; nucleus.